AACUUACUGGCUCCAGAGCUCCAAGAGGUCGCAGGUCACAGAGGAAUCCAUCGAAACAGGAAAGAGAGCUUCCUCGGUCCAGCUUCAAACACUCAAAAACCUGUUUCCUCUCUCCGCCACAAAUAAAAUCCCCAACUGGGGAUUCACUGCAGGUUCAUUGUGAAAGUGGCGGCUUUGAGACAGGGAAGCAUCCAGAGUCUUCUAUAUAUGAGAGAGUCGCUGCAAAGUUCUCACAAGCCAAGAGAAUGAGGGAGGUAUUCUUGCUGCUGAGCUUGCUGGCCUUGGGGUGCAGCAGUGCAGAAAUCGAAGCAACCAGCGCACCUGCGGUGGAGAGCGAAGCGGAGAGCAGCCACCUGGGCUUGACUUCACCUGAGACGCAGGACCUCAGAAACGUAUUGGCAACCUCCCUGCCUCCUACUUCAGAGAAGCCGGAUGCUUUGCUGAAUGCAAGCCAAGAGGAAGGUGAAAAGCAGAGUUCUCCUCUAGCCACGAAAGAGGCACAGGGAUUGCAAACUACAGCAGAGCAGAAGAUACCCUUGGCCCUUACCGUAACUCCUAGCCCAGGGAAUAACAGUGACGGCGGUUCUCCCAACGGGAAGCGAUUCAUCUUGCCUAGCAAUGCAGGGGUUCCUCCACCAUACCAUCCUUGGAAUCGCCUUCCUCCAAAAGAAGUUUCUGAGAAAAACCAAGGGACUACAGUGAGCAGGUCUUCCAGACAUUCAGAUGAUAGCAGCAAGCAGAAUGCAGAUCUCAAAAAGCCCAGCUUCGAAACCACCAGAGGAAAGAACUGGUGUGCCUACGUUCACACAAGACUCCAGCCCACCAUCGUGGUUGACAACAUAGAAACGUAUGCAUCGGGCAGAGCCAAGCCAUGCACCUGGAUUGCAGGACCCUGCGGAUCAAGCUCCCAGUCAAGGACUCGCCAAGCUUACAGGGUCAAACAUAUGAUAGUGACAUCACUGGACUGGAAGUGCUGCCCUGGAUACAGCGGAGCAACGUGCCAGCCCAAAGCCCAAGAGGAUCAAUUGCUUCUACACAGCAACCAAGCGGAGAGCAACGCAGCUGUCGGCGGGGGGACGCCAGGGAGCCCAGAGCAGCAACAGCAGGAUCCCAGCGACCCAGCAGUUGCACAAAAAAUGAAUGAGCAGAUUAGCAGCCAGGAGAUGAGACUGACUUUGCUACAGAAGAAGGUUGACAACAUUUCUGCCGUCGUGAGUGAUGUGAGCGAGACACUCUCCUCUCUGGAAGGCAAAAUCAAUGAAGAUAAGGGCAGAGACUUCCAGGCUUUUCUAAAAGAUCUCAAGUCCAAAAGCAUUGCUGAGCUAGUCAAAGAAAUUGUAAGAGAGCAGGUAAAAGCAUCCCAGAGUGAAACACAAGAGACAGUGGCCCAGAUUUUCAAGAUUACGUCUGGCCUGUCUGCAGAUCUUGAGAACAUCAAACAAACGAUCAAAAGCUUGAAUGCUUCUCACAACAAAUUGGCUAGGGAGAUAGAAAGCAGGCCUACGAGGAUAGAAAUCCUAGAUAUAAGGACCCAGAUCCUCCAUAUUGAAGAGGAUAUAAGCAUUACAUGUGAGAAGCCAAUCGAAGACCUGCAGGAACAUCAGAGGUCAAUAGAAGCAGCCUUGGAGCAUCAAAGUUCAAGGAGCAACGUAUACUAUGAAUCUCUGAACAGGACUCUGACUCAAAUGAAAGAAGUGCACGAACAGCUGUUGACAGCUGAGCGGAUCUCAGACCAGAACAUCCCAACAGCAGGGAACUCAAUAACCGAUAACCUUACAGAUUACAUGGUUGGUCUUCACGAGAAAGUGAAAACACAGAGUCUGAUGGUUCUGCAGCUCUAUGAUGACCUCAGAGUCCAAGACAGCAAGAUCAGUAACCUCACCAUAGCAUUGGAGAUCCAGAGAGAUAACUUACAUGGAGAGUGCAGCAGCAUAUUGUCCAAAUGCCGGCGGGACUUCCAAACACGACUGAAGGGCAUGGAAGAGAACAUGCACUCCUUAAAUAAAAGCAUGGAGAACCUUGUGUUUCCCUUGGAUGAUAAGAUGGACAAGAUGAACGAGCAAAUUAACGACCUCUGUUACGAUAUGGAGAUCCUCCAGCCCCUGAUUGAGCAAGGGGUUCCCUUCAGCCUUACAUCAGAAUAUGAGCAACAGAUUGCAACAGAAGCUAUAAGCAGAAAGCUGGAAAAUUUAACCAGUGUUGUGGCAGGACUAAGUUCUACCACUGAAGAACUCGUCAAAAGCAAGAAGGAGCUUAAAGAUGAGGCUCAGGCUUACAAUGAAAUCUCUGAGAGGCGUAUUAAUGAAUGUUUCAUUUUAAUGGAGGAUGGCUUAAACAAAACCAUGAUGGUUAUCAACAGUGCCAUUGAUACUAUCCAGGAUAACUAUGUGCUCAAAGAAACAUUGAGUACCAUGAAGAAUGAAACGAAGGCCUGCUGUAGUAGCGCUGAGAAGAUGGAAAGCAUAUUGACAUUAAUACCUCGGUUUCAAGAGAUGAAUGAAUCCCUUCAGGUGCUAGUCAAUGAGAACAGGAAAGGUGUCUUUACUUCAAACGCCAUCCAUUCUUCUUCAUCAUCAUCUGGUGAUCUCAGCAUAGUUCGCCAUAAUCUAAAUGCAACAUUAAACCUGCAAGAGCAUCAUCAUGACAUUGGCCACCUGGAUGGAAAGGGGUCAGGCUCCACUCAGGAACAUGAAGAUUAUGAAGGUCGCCUGGCGGCAGUGGAAGCAAAAAUAACCAAGUUUUUAGCAAACAACUGCGUCACAGUAAGAAACAUCAAAGCUGCUUCCACGGAAAAGGAUAAAGUGAUCUCUCUUCAGGUUCAGGCCUUGAGUUCCAGGAUCAGGGCGCUAGAAGCCAAAUCCAUACGCUUCUCUGUGACCAUCCCUGUGUUAAACAAGACUGCCUAUGAAGCACGGAGCUUGUGUGAGGUUGUCUCCGGAAGCCUGAAAGGAAUGAAUGCCAGCAUCCCCAGGUUAGUGAAAGCCGCUCAUCCAGACAACUUGCUAUUUCAGAAAGGCUUGCAAGAGCUCACAGAAUCCAUGCUGGAGGUCAAAGCAGGAACAAUCCUAUCCAAUCUAACCUGGUAUGUAGACAAGUCCCUAGAUGAGGCAGUGGACACUAUUACCAAACGUCUGAAGGCAACUCCUCCUGUUUCUAAAAAGCCACUGCCAGUGAAAAAGAUCCCAGUGAGCACGACCGCAAACCAGGCUGGACGAAUGCAGAGAAACACAGACACUGCUUCAGAAGCAGGUGAUUAUCUGAGCUGCAGCAGCUCCCCGUGCCAAAAUGGGGGGACCUGUGUCAAUGAGAGGAAGAGCUUUGUCUGCGCUUGCCGCUAUCCUUUCGGAGGAGCCAACUGCAGCACGAAGAUGGUGGCAGAAAACGCUCCUACAAAUAUAGAUUUUACAAAAGGAUCUUACAGAUAUGCACCAAUGGUGGCCUUUUUUGCUUCGCACACCUACGGAAUGAAUACUCCUGGCCCUAUUCGAUAUAACAAUCUGGAUGUCAACUAUGGGUCUUCCUAUGUCCCAGCAAAUGGACGGUUCCGUGUGCCAUACCUUGGCAUUUAUGUCUUCGAAUACACCAUUGAAUCAAACAGCCCGCUCCUCUCAGGCUACCUAGUGGUCGACGGAAUAGACAAGCUGGGCUUUCGGUCUGAAAACACGAAGGAGAACAAAUACCUGGAGAGAGUGGUUACUGGAGAUGCCUUACUGGAACUGAACUACGGGCAAGAAGUCUGGCUCAGGCUGGCAACAGGCUCGAUCCCAGCCAAAUACCCACCUGUCACUACAUUUACUGGCUACAUAUUGUACCGCACAUAAAUUCCAUUCUAUAGGAAAGCGGUCACCCACAAUGGAAACUCUUCUCCUUUGCUUCUAAUAAAAAUAACUCUUGUUUGAGGCUGCCAUCUUUUAUUUUAACAACUGCAUGAUAGGCAGAAACGAGGCAUGAAACCUCUUUCCCAAAUCAGCAUCUUCGUGCUGUAGGAAGCAACAUUCUGCCUGCCACACAGAUGUUAAAAGCAGGGGAGGCCUUGUGGAAAAUAGGUGGUGAGGCCCAUCUCAUUAGAUAGCUACCUGAAUGUCAAAUUUUGAAAACGGCCGGCCAGCUGUCCCAUUGCACCUUUGGUUGGCAAAGUGGAGGUAUUUGUAAAUAGGUCUCCCAUAGUUCUAGGCACCCCAUCAGCUGAAUGUCUUCAGUAUGUCCAUUAUUUUUAUUCAGCUAUUUUGCACCAGUAUAAAAGAAAUGUACAAGAAGUUA
Messenger RNA from Podarcis raffonei (Aeolian wall lizard), 4260 nucleotides. RefSeq names its product multimerin 1 (gene MMRN1). The coding region runs from base 246 to 3821 and encodes 1191 amino acids. The transcript has 8 exons. The record is from RefSeq and is a predicted model, not a curated record. Gene Ontology annotation, molecular function: extracellular matrix constituent conferring elasticity; protein binding; calcium ion binding. NCBI's taxonomy places the organism in Eukaryota, Metazoa, Chordata, Lepidosauria, Squamata, Lacertidae.